AUGCGGGCGCCACUCUGCCUGCUGCUGCUGGUCGCCCACGCCGUGGACAUGCUGGCCCUGAACCGAAGGAAGAAACAAGUGGGCACUGGCCCGGGGGGCAACUGCACGGGCUGCGUCAUCUGCUCCGAGGAGAACGGCUGCUCGGCCUGCCAGCAGAGGCUCUUCCUGUUCAUCCGCAGGGACGGCAUCCGCCAGUACGGCAAGUGCGUGCAUGACUGCCCCCCUGGCUACUUCGGCGUCCGCGGCCAGGAAGUCAACAGGUGCAAAAAAUGCGGGACCACUUGCGAGAGCUGCUUCAGCCAGGACUUCUGCAUCCGGUGCAAGAGGCGUUUUUACCUGCACAAGGGGAAGUGUCUGCCCACCUGCCCACGGGGUACUAUGCCCCACCAGAACACACGGGAGUGCCAGGAGGAGUGUGAGCCCGGCCCCUGGGGCAGCUGGAGCCCCUGCAGGCACAACGGGAAGACCUGCAGCUCGCCCUGGGGCCUGGAGACCCGGGUCCGGGUCCUCGAAGCCCGCCGGGCCGGGCAGGAGGAGAUAGCAGCCUGCCAGGUGCUGGCCGAGUCGAGGAAAUGCCCCAUCCAGAGGCACUGCCCAGGAGAUUGGCUGCCCUCCCUAGGGAUCUUUGACGACAGAGCGUGUAACACACCAGGCUGCUAG
This is a messenger RNA of Echinops telfairi (small Madagascar hedgehog), 660 nucleotides long. RefSeq names its product R-spondin 4 (gene RSPO4). Lineage: Eukaryota; Metazoa; Chordata; Mammalia; Afrosoricida; Tenrecidae. The record is from RefSeq and is a predicted model, not a curated record. The transcript is spliced from 5 exons. Bases 1 to 660 code for a protein of 219 amino acids.